Messenger RNA from Bipolaris zeicola 26-R-13, 945 nucleotides. RefSeq lists its product as uncharacterized. Bases 1 to 945 code for a protein of 314 amino acids. The record is from RefSeq and is a predicted model, not a curated record. NCBI's taxonomy places the organism in Eukaryota, Fungi, Ascomycota, Dothideomycetes, Pleosporales, Pleosporaceae. The transcript has 3 exons. Gene Ontology annotation, molecular function: metallopeptidase activity.
AUGAUUGCACUCCCCUUCUUAACAUUCAUUGUCCUCUUAGCUACAGCUCUCGCUCAGGAGACUGUACCCAAAUUCGGUCCCUUCUGCGGAACUCCAGUGCCCGUCUAUGACAACGGUACAAAGGCUACCAACUGGCCCGACUACAUAGCCGAGCUGGAGAAGCAUGAAGCUUUGAACGGUCAAGGCUCAACCGAUGCCUGGGGAACUGAAGGCGGUCCUAUUCCAUGGCCACGCACUGGCGAGCAUCAAGUUGUUAUCCCAUACUGCUUUGCACAAGAGCAUGAUCGCAGGAACACCCGGAACAUAGUGGAGAACGGUAUGGCCAAGUGGAUUGAAUAUCUCGGCGGCCCAGCGAGUCGCACCGCCGGCCACGCCAUCAGCUUCCAAGAGCGCAAGAACGCCCAGGGAAAGCCACUGUACUGUGCUUCUCCCGCCAACCGUGAUGCCUGGAACGACCAGGUCCCCAGGGACACUCUUGCGAUCGAAUUUACCGAAAAUGUAGGUUGGGGCGGAAGCAUGGCCCACGAGCACAACCACCCGGACCGCGACACCUACCUCAAAGUCACGCCCAAAUCCCUCGCAGACUGGGACGCAUGCUGGCAGCGCGUCCACGCCCACAAAGGCCCCCUCAUCACGCCCGAGAAACUCUGCCGCUCCAUCCGUCUAACCAUCAAAUACGGAUGCACGUGCGCCGCCUUUGUCAAAAACCGCGUGGAGCCAGGCUGGCCCAUCAGGUCGAAUGCCGGCUUUGACAUCACGAGCAUCAUGCAUUAUGCCAGUGUCUCCGGGUACUCGAAUCAGCGGUGCAUCACAAAGGGCGAGGAUUGUCCUAUGGUAGCGUAUGUGGAUCCAAAGGAUCAUAGUAAAGGGACGAGGUUGGUGGAGCAGGGCAGGAGGCCGAGUGAGAAGAAUUUGAUGUGGGUCAAGAGGAAUUAUCCGUGGUAG